Cololabis saira (Pacific saury) is the source of this 5030-nucleotide messenger RNA. RefSeq names its product Cbp/p300-interacting transactivator, with Glu/Asp-rich carboxy-terminal domain, 1 (gene cited1). Gene Ontology annotation, biological process: regulation of DNA-templated transcription. Gene Ontology annotation, cellular component: nucleus. NCBI's taxonomy places the organism in Eukaryota, Metazoa, Chordata, Actinopteri, Beloniformes, Belonidae. The transcript is spliced from 2 exons. The coding region runs from base 191 to 760 and encodes 189 amino acids. The record is from RefSeq and is a predicted model, not a curated record.
AGGAGCAGAGAGAGUCUCUGCAGCCGCUCCGGGAACACGCUUCAUCCAGACGCGCGUCAGGCUCCGCAGGAUUUCUGCUUAUUAUCAUCAUCACUAUUCUUCUUAUUUCUAAAAACGCACUCCUGGGACUCUUUGGACACGACUAUUUAAAUCCGUUGCCCGCUUUUCUCCAAGGCUGGUGUUCCUGGUGAUGACCUCACUGCUGCUCCCUGUCAACGCCCACGCAGUGAUGAAGGACCUCGCUUCCUCCACGUCUCCUCUGACCUCCCUGCUCCACUACCCGUCUUCAAAGCCCUCCAUCGUGCCCUUCUCCCCGUCGGCCGGUCCCGCGUCCUCGCCCGGCGUCUCGCUGUCCUCCGCGCCGCUCUCCAAGCCGCAGCCGUUCUGCCUGCAGACGGGGCCGCACCUCAUCGCCAGCAUGCAGCUGCAGAAGCUCAACUCGCACUACCAGAACCUGGCCAGCGCGUCCGCCGGACACCCGGGCCCCGGCGGCGCUCAGAGGGGCUUCGGCGCCUCGGCGCUGGGCUCGGGCGGCCAGCUCCUCGGGCCCGCCGGAGGCCUCGCGGGCAGCGGCGUGGGCAUCGGCAUGGGAAGCCAAAGUUCAAGCGCGUCCGGGAUUAUCGACUUUGACCCCGUGGACGAGGAGGUUCUCAUGUCCCUGGUGGUGGAGCUGGGUUUGGACAGAGCCAACGAGCUGCCCGAGCUCUGGCUGGGACAGAACGAGUUUGACUUCAUGUCCGAUGUGCCCGCUGGAUGCUGACCUAUGAAAAUCCCACAUACGCAGAUGCGGUGGAACUGAUUGACAGAGCGAGAGAAGACUUCCCUUCCCGGUUUGCUUUUCUCUGUACUCCCUUUCAUGGUUGAUCCACGGAGGAAACAGAAGAGACACAGCGAUAAAGAGAUUGGACACAUACUCUUGUAUCUGUUUUGCUUUCAUACUCGCUACAUGUGGACCGGCAAUGCAAAGGAAAGGACUCUUGCUUUUUUUUUGGUUACUUAUAUGGAAUUUCUUGUCAUUUAAUCAGUAAAUGUGUCAUUACUGCCAUCAAACCAAUGAUGGCCUCACUCUGAUUUAUUAUUUCCCCGUUUCCCUUUAAAAGACAAAAAGCAAAAGCAUUAGUGGAGUAUGUUAAUCUGUCAUCUUUCCUCCCCUAUGCUGCGGUAGUGGCUUCAUAAAGACAAUCUGAUGGAUGUGAGAAGGCUUGAAAGAGACAUUCGAACCCACCUCGCAGAGGCAGAACCAGAAAGAUGAGAAAGACACACCUGUUGGACUGGGUUCCCCCUCUUUUCUUUAAAGAGUCGUCUUCUGUCGAUCCGAUCGGCGUGCAAAGAAAAUGGGAGCCACGGCUCAAAGAGAGAUCUGCAAAGGGAUGAUGGCAAACACUGCGCUUCCUGUCUUCUCGAUAAACAAUAUCUGACUGUGGUCUCAUGGGAAAGAGACUCCUGUCUCUACGCUCCACAAAGAUCUGAUUGUCUGCGAACCCGUUAUCGCAACGUUCUUCUUCUUCUUCUUCUCUUUUUUUCCCUCCCUUUUCUGUUGGAAUUCAGUUCAAUCAGUUGUAUUCCAGUUACUUAAGACACUGGCUGAUAUCCAUCAGGAGUGUUGGACAAGGAGUGCCUCUGUAUCACCUCUACGGUCGGCCCGGCUUCUCUGAUCGUAAUGAAUGAGAUUAAGAAACGUGGGAUCUUUUUGGAGCAUGUGACAUGAACGCAGUAUAUUUGGUGUGGCUAUGAAGGGAAGCGGAGCCGCUUUGGUCCUGAGGUUAGUUAACCAGGUGUCGAUGAGCCCGGGUGGUAUCUCCUCCGAUGAAGACGCCUGGCCUUGCGACAGGACCUCCUCAUUUUCGUCUCCGCCCUUCUGCUUGGACGUUUAUAUCAAAACAGUGGACAUAAACACUUCAAACAGACCUUACUGUUGCUGUCUUCAUAUGUGUUACCUGUUCUCCCAUCACAAAGUCUGCAGGUUGCCAUGGUGUCACUAUGACACCUUCAGACGCGAUCAGCUCGUAGAAGAUAUCUGAUUUGAUGUACCGCUAACGAGCAUUAAAAGCACUUGCCUAAUCACCAAAACAGCUUUGACCUCUUUGACAUGGACAUGGGAUCUUUUGUGUGCAUAUGGGGGGGGGGAGUGUUGCCCCGUUACCAUGUCAGUGUCAUGUGAUACAGUUGAACGCUGUGGGAAAAGCUAAUGAGCCGACCCUGAGGUGGUGUUCUACGAAGAGCUUUUACACGUGAAACUAAAUGUUAAAUGAUUGUUUUGAAGUGAUUUCACAACUUGAAACUGUCUCUUUUAUCACCUGUGACACGUAAACUGGUCAUCACCGAGGUCAAAAACCUUUUCAUGAAAGUGUUGUCUUGUUGUUUUAUGUAAUCAGUCUGCAGCAGAGCCGGGAGACCUCACUCCACCUUAAUAGCCGCCUUACGGUUUAAUGUGAGACGCUGUUUAUCAUGGGAUGCAUUCAAAGGCUGAAGGACUGUUCGUCAGGGCCGGACACCUUUUUAUGUUUUCGUAUGAUUUGACCCGAAAGCCCCGACGCCACCAGACGAGGUCUGCGGCCAACCUCGCACAUGAUCUAGGGUAUCACCGAUCGGAGCUGACACUCGGCCCCUCCGCCCGCCUGCGGGGGUUUUAGCGUAGCCACGUCCUGCUGGGGACGGGCCCUGACAUAUACCUGCCGCGGUAAUAAGAGACGCAGGACUACAAAGGCCUUUCACCCCCGAGGGUCUGUCAUCUCUUUCAUUCUGGGUCCUCCCGUCAGACCACACAAAACAGCACACCUGUCCGCCUGCAUGCAUGCAGACGGACACACCUGCACGAGCAUUUGCAUCGUUGCAAAAACACACGGGAUGUGCGGCUAAAGCCUCGCAAAGGCACACGAGCACACAUCCAAAACACAGGGAUGGUAUUACAGCAGAGAAAUGGGAGUCGCAGCCAUGAAACAGGCACUUGUCAGUUACACACUUCACAGGGUUUGGGGGGGUUUGUGUGUGUGAGAGAUGAAAAAGUGGGUUUAGUUCAAAUUUAAAUAAAUAAAAGCACCUAUUGGUUGAAGGAAACCAGACACUAAUUUAUUUUGAUAUACAACAGCUUCUGUACAUUCAUGUUUGCUUUCCCCUCAAUCCCUGCCGUUUCCCCGCACACGCAGUCCCACUGGUUUUUUCUUCUUUUUCUGCAAUUUCUAAGCGUCUCAGUUACAGCCCCCGACUUUCUUGUCUUUCCUUAAUGAAAUGAGAGACCCGGCGAUUAAUGAAAGCCUGUUGAAGGAGUAAUUUGACAGAAUCCUUUUUCUUUUUUUCUUCUUUUAAAAAGGGGCCUCGGCGGUUAUUUCCUUCAUAACAAUCGCCUCACUGACAUGGCGAAUAGAAAGAAAGAUGCCACUCAUCGCUUCCAAGGCCCACAGACAGACACUCUGAUUCUCCUCUUCCUCUGUCUCGGUGCCUAAGUGGGUCAGAAUAACAUUCUUCGCGUCGAAGGGGGCCUUGUGUUUGUUUCCAUCUGCUCCACAUCGUCUUAAAGCCUUUGUGUGUGUGUGUGUGUGUGUGUGUGUGUGUGUGUGUUGCUUGCAGUCCAGUCUUAAUUCCAGCUGUUUCAGUUUUUUUCCUGUGUGAACCAGAGGGUUCCUCCUCUCCCCCCUAGGGAAGGUGUCUUAUACAUAUCCUUGAAUUGUCAUUUCCUUAUUAUUUUACUACAAAUAGUUCACAAAAACUCCCAACACAUACCUUUUUUCAACCCUUAAUGUUCUUGACAGUACUUAAAAUCUGACAUCCAACCAGUUUGAUUACAUUUUCUGCUUCACAACCUGAAGUCUGGUGCAUCUGUUGAUGACUGGGAGGCAUCGAUGGGUUUCAAGCUUUGAAAAAACUGUAAAUUGUAAACUGUCUCGAGUGAGACUUUUGUUACAGAAGUGAGCGUUAGAUUCUCUUUGGUUCAGCUUGUUUUGGCUCUGCAGCAUCGGUUCAAAAUCCUUUGUUUUAUUCUUUGAAUGAGCUCCAAACAGACUUAUAAAGCCAAGUAUCCUCAGAGCACCUUAGAUGAGCAGGCGGCACGCCUCUUCUCCUGCUUGAUUUAAAGGAUUCACAACAUGCCCGCUCAUGGUAAUGAUCAGUACUCUUUGGGUCCACAUCUGCAUCUGGCUCUUGCUGUCAGUGGAUAUUUCAAAUUCCAGUCCGAGCUACAUAAUAAAACUAAGUUCAACUUUACCAUUUGGUUGGAUCAUUCACAGCCAUUGGCAAAGUGUAUCGAUUAAGUGCAUCAUCUGUCAGAAGAAAAGACCCUUAAUUAUUGAAGUUCAUUGGAGGAGCCACCGCUAAAGGUGUUAAAGGUUACAGGAUGUCUCACUGCCUGAAGCUUGCAGAUAACAGAUCUAUUAAGUUUUAGUAAGUGAUCAGAUUAGUUUAUAAAUUCUAUAAUUUGCCUGAUCAGUACAGGAUCCCAAAACUCUUUUUUUUUUCUUUUUGGAAAUGAAUGAAGGGCUUUCAUAGUAUCCACAAGUGAUGGGUUAGCCUGUGCAUGUGUGUGUGUGUGUGUGUGUUUGUGGGGUGGGGUGGGGUUAGGGUCCUUCAGUAAAUAAUCCCCAAACACAUCAACUACUCUGAACAUCUUGAACCCAAGCAGAGAUGUAUCUGUUGAAAGGCCACUGUUAUAAAAACUCCCCCGUAAUUCAUCAUCCAGCCACAUCUCUGCUGCCAGGCCCAGACAGACAAGGACGGCACUGAUUCACCCUUGUUUUACUUUUUCAUUACACUUACCUUCUUUUCAAUCUGCAAAUUAAGAUCUCAUGUUGUUGUUGGUUUCCCUUGAAGUUCAUAUUUCUUUUUCCCCGAGUUUUACCCCAAAUGACAUAAAUUACUAUUCAAAGAUGACUUUUUUAAAGCACUUUUAUUCAGCAGCUCUCACUUGUUCUUGUGUAUGAAUACGUAAGUGAUCAAAAAUCAUAUUGGAGAGAAAAUGCUUGUAUUUUUGUUACUGUUCAGAAGUUUGUGGAAAUAAAGAAGGAGAAAACUAACAAGUGUGAAUGUCAAGUUUACAC